UGCUUCAGCGUAGAAAUUGUGGGGUGGGCUUCCGCUUUUAACUUUUUUUUAUCACAAAUCACAUUACAAGUGUCCAAACCAAAGAGCGAAUUUAGCACAAUUGCAUCUUUAGCUCGAACAGUCAAAAUGAAAUCUGUCUGUGUUCUAGUUGGUGACGGUAAAGUAAAAGGAACCAUUCAUUUUUCCCAAGAAAGUCCAGAUAGUCCUGUGACAGUUACUGGAGAAAUCAGUGGUCUUAGCAAAGGAUUGCAUGGGUUUCACAUUCAUGAAUUUGGCGACAAUACCAAUGGAUGUAUAAGUGCUGGUGCUCAUUUCAACCCAUAUAACAAAGAACAUGGUAGUCCUGAAGAUGAAAUUAGACAUGUCGGGGACCUUGGAAAUGUGGAAGCUGGCGACGAUGGUAUUGCAAAAGUAAACAUUACUGAUAAAUUGAUCUCUCUCACCGGUCCAUUAUCAAUUAUUGGACGAAGUGCGGUGGUUCAUGCUGACCCUGAUGAUUUGGGAAGAGGUGGGCACGAACUCAGUAAAACGACUGGUAAUGCAGGAGGAAGGCUUGCUUGUGGUGUGAUCGGAGUUGCAAAAUGAGCACAUUCCUGAGACAGCAUUCAUUUGCUAUGAUUUGUUUUGUAAUUCUCUGAACUAUGCAAAUGUGGCAAUAUAAAAGAAAAAUAAAUAGGUUGUGUUGAUAACUACUUACCAAAAUAAAUAUAUUUUAUUCUGCC
This is a messenger RNA of Uloborus diversus, 722 nucleotides long. RefSeq names its product superoxide dismutase [Cu-Zn]-like (gene Sod1). Bases 127 to 585 code for a protein of 152 amino acids. Gene Ontology annotation, biological process: removal of superoxide radicals. The transcript has 6 exons. NCBI's taxonomy places the organism in Eukaryota, Metazoa, Arthropoda, Arachnida, Araneae, Uloboridae. Gene Ontology annotation, molecular function: superoxide dismutase activity; copper ion binding. The record is from RefSeq and is a predicted model, not a curated record.